AUGCCGCCCGGCCCCGCCCCCCCGGCUCCCCGGCCCGCCGGCCAUUGGCUGGGCGGCGCCCACGCCCGCCGUCACGUGGCCGGGCCCGGCGGGCGAUUGGCUGGGCGCUCCCUCGCCGGCGCGAGGCGCAAGGGGCGGGGGCAGGCCGGGCUCGCGGCCGGCUGUCACGGCGAGCCGCGGAGGGAUGGGGCGGCGGCCGGCGGCCGGGCAGCGCGCAUCGCACGGGGGCGGCCGGGCGGCGCGGCUGGGGCAGCGCUGCGCGGCGCCAUGAGGGGCCCGCGGAGCCCGGCGCGGCUCGGCCUGCUCUGGCUGGUGGCCGCCCUGGCCGCCGGCUCGCUGCCGCGGGGACCCAGCCCGGCCCCGGGCGCCGAGGCGGGGAACGAGCUCAGCCCCGAGGCCCCCGCGCCCCAGCCCCGCGUCGCCUCCACCCUGGGCGGCCCCCAGCCCGGCGCCGCCGCGGGGCAAGCGCGGCCGGGGGACCCCGGCGGGGCGAGCCCGGCGCCGCCGGGAGCCGAGCCCGGCCCCGGCACGGCCGCCUCCCCGGCCCCGGCCGGUUCUCCCCGGCCCAGCCAAUGGGCCCCCGGCCCCGGCCUCCCCGCGGCAGUCCCGUCCCCACCUGCCGAGCAGGAGGACGUGGCCACCGGCGGCGGCAGCCAAGACUAUCUGUGUAACUGCAGUGCUCUUGGGAGUGCAAGUGUGAAUGAGUGCAAUACUUCAAUGGGACAGUGCGAGUGUCACAAAGGCUACACUGGUCUGCGGUGUGAAAACUGCGAGGAGGGAUAUCUCCUGAACCAAACCAGUGGGCUCUGCCUUCCGUGUGGCUGCAGUUCCAAAGGCUCUGUCAGCUCCCUUUGUGACAACUUUGGAAAAUGCCAGUGUAAAGUUGGGGUAACCGGCUUCAAGUGUGACCAGUGCUGCGAUGGAUACUACUGGGUCAACCAAACCAGCUGUGAACCAUGCCAGUGCAAUAACUAUUCCAACAGCUGCGAUGUCUUAACAGGCACCUGUUUCAACUGCCAAGGAAAUACAGAAGGAAGCCACUGUGAAAAAUGUAAGGUGGGCUUCUUUAGAAGCAUCCUCCCAAGCCACGAAUGUAACCGCUGCCCUUGUUCAACAGUGGCAUCUAGCGGCAGUUGCCAAAUAAAACCUGGUCAACACAUCCCAACGUGUGACAGAUGCAAAGCUGGAUACACUGGCCCGAACUGCGACCAGUGUGACAAUGGCUAUUACAAUUCUGACAGCAUUUGCAUUAAAUGUAAAUGUAAUGGGAAUGUAGACCCAGACCAGUCACCCAAGGUGUGCAAGCCAGACACAGGGGAAUGUAUUGGCUGCCUCUACGACACGGCCGGGUUCCAUUGCGAGGAGUGUCAGGAAGGUUAUGUCAGAGACCCAGAGGGAGCCAAUUGCACCAAGAAAGAAGUCAUUCCUGGUCCUGAACCUAGAGGGUUUAUAACUGCUGCUCCCAACACCAGCCGGCCAACUUCAUUUUCAACUACCGUGAUAAACAGUACGUUAGCGCCAACAACUGUGCAGACUAUAUUUCCUAUCAACUCCUCUGACAAUAGUACCUCUGCAUUAGCAGACGUCUCCUGGACUCAAUUUAACAUAAUUAUUUUGACAGUUAUCAUCAUUGUUGUGAUCCUGUUGAUGGGAUUUGUGGGUGCUGUCUACAUGUACCGUGAAUAUCAAAACAGAAAACUUAAUGCUCCUUUUUGGACCAUUGAGCUCAAGGAGGACAACAUUAGUUUUAGCAGCUACCAUGACAGCAUACCCAACGCUGAUGUUUCAGGCUUACUGGAGGAUGACGGAAAUGAAGUGGCACCAAAUGGACAGUUGACGCUGACAACUCCCAUGCAUAACUAUAAAGCUUAAAACAAGAGUCAUUCCAGCUUUUCCAAAGUCGGCUUAAAAAAAUUACAGUCCUCGUUGAAUGGGUAUCGAAAUCUGUACCAAGGCUCCAAGCAAAGGAAUUUUCUACCCACGUACUCUUUUACGUCAGGCAUGGUGUAGCUUGCUGUUGAGCAGGAAAGGAGUGUAGUGCACAUGAAUUUCAGGUAAAAUUACGAAAUGCAUUCAGUGUAUUGUUUUCCAUGACGAUCCAUAGAAUUCAUUGCUAAGGACUUUCCAUGAAAUUAUGCUGACUUUAAAGUAUAUUUUUAUAUGAAAAGAUGGGGGGGGUAGUAACCAAUGCCCCUGAUUAAUCAAAAGCUACUUUGACUUCCAGCCAAGCUAAGGCCUACACCAGUAGCCUAUAUUUUGAAAAGCAGCCUGUUUAAUUAACAGCAGGUUUUCAGAAGAUAGACUUUUGUAAAGACUUCAUUUUAUUUCCUGGUAUGAAUUUGUGUUUUUAUAUAUAAAAAGGGAAAUCCUGUUCAUUUCACUGUACUGCUAAGUGACUUCUAAAUGAGUAAAUGUUACACACAUACUAAAGUCACCAUGUUCAGUUUUCCAACAAUUUGGGGAGCAGAAACAAUCAAUCAUGAAAAUUUUGGGGGGGUGGGCAAUCACUCUUUUCCCUUUCUGAGUUCUCAUACAAAGUGACGAUACUAUUAAAACACGGAAAUCCAUUUUCAGUAGAAGGAGUUAAUGAACUUGUAUACAUACUGUACAAGGGAAGACGACAAGACAUCUCAGGGUCACGUGUACAAAUAAAAGCUAGGCUUAAUAUCCUACCCUGACAGAAAUGGUGUGUUCUGUACAUAAAAUGUAAUAUAUCAUCUCUCCAUUGUAUUUAUAAUUAUUUGU
This is a messenger RNA of Dermochelys coriacea (leatherback sea turtle), 2745 nucleotides long. It is a transcript of the gene MEGF9, whose product is annotated as multiple EGF like domains 9. The coding region runs from base 1 to 1872 and encodes 623 amino acids. Gene Ontology annotation, biological process: axon guidance. The record is from RefSeq and is a predicted model, not a curated record. NCBI's taxonomy places the organism in Eukaryota, Metazoa, Chordata, Testudines, Dermochelyidae. Gene Ontology annotation, cellular component: basement membrane. Gene Ontology annotation, molecular function: extracellular matrix structural constituent. The transcript has 6 exons.